GGGGUGGGCUACUCAGGGACUGAAUUUCUUAAGACGUGUGCCAGGACUCCCGGGAAAAGCGUUUGGUCUGAGGGUGGAGGAGUUCAUUAAAAAUCUCUUGUCAGAGAUUGUCAUAGGUGUCUGACUUUUGGAGGAUAAAAUCAUGGCCAAUCGGCUCCGUCAUGUUCUGUGUGGCAUUGUGACUUUCUAUGGUACGUUCGCUGUUUAGGUGAGAUUGAGUCUCUGGACCAAGCCAUUCCUGAACCUUUCUUGAAGUUAAGCUUGCUGGCCUGCCGCUGUUUGCCCUUCGUGGCUGAUUUUCUAGUUGUUGCUUUUCCUGAACAACUGGACAGAUAGACUGUUUUAUCUCUGGUUUUCUUCAGGCCAAUAGCAGCUGCCGAAAGGUCCAAACUCCAAGACCCAAGUCUUGCCUAGUGGAAUGGGCAGUAGGAGCCAGGAGCUCCUACUGAACCUUAGUCUUGGCUGGGUUAAAGGAUACCCAGAAUCAGGGCCUCUCAUGGGAGAUGGAGGGGGAGUGGCUGAUUCUUAACACUUUGCACCACAGGGUUAUGGAAUCUGGUGAUUCCUGAAACCCCUUCCCAGAAAGGGAAGCACAAGCUGGCUCCCAGGGCUUUGCCCAAGCUGUCAUUAACCAGGUGAGUGGGUGAUUGAAACUCCAUGCUGAAUCAAAAGCACAACUUUCUGGGCUUUCCCCAAAAGAACAAUGACCCACUCAAUAAACCACAUUAUGAUGAAGGGGUGGGGGCAUGGGCAAAUGCAUGGUGUCAGAUCCAGAAAAGGAACCACUGGGUAGUUGCAUUUCUCUGAAGGAUGACAUGGCUUCAGUGCAAAGGAUAGAAGCAAAGUACUUGACCUUCUCCCUGGUAAGGUUAGGGUGUGACAGGCAUUCAACAGCAAAUGCCUCUCAGACUCCAAUUUCAGGAGUUGACACCAUGAAUUAUUUAGAAUGGUGCUCUGGUUAGACAUCCUUGCGCUCUUAUUGGAAGGGGAUAAAGGGAGCCAAAAUCAAAUUUAAUUUAACGUACUCAUAAUAGCUGAAAUUUAAAAUAACAUUUAACGUGUCGGUCAUUGUCCAUAGCACUUUCUAUAUUAACUCCUUUUAUAUGCUAGUGUGAGCUUGUGAAAUAUAUAUUUAAUCUUCAUCCCCAUUUCCUGGCAAACAACUCCUAAAAUUCUUGGAUCCCAAAGCAGUAGUGCCUUUUUGUAUGCUAAUGAGUUGGGUUGACCCAGUAGCUUCUGGGUGGGGACUGGUCACCAAAAAGACCAAAGCAGGACUUUAGAAUAUUGGAACUUUCAGCCUCAUCUCCUAAACUGGUGGGAAAGGGAGAGAGGCCGAAGGUUAAGUUGAUCACCAAUGGCCCAGGAUUUAAUGAAUAUGCCUGUGUAAUGAAGUCUAAAUAAAAACUCAAAAGGACAUGGUUGGAGAGUUUUGGGUAGUUGAACAAGUGGAGGUUGCCAGAGGGUGGGACUCUCUCUCCCAUAUUUUGCCUUAUGCAUGUCUUCAUCUGUAUCCUUUGUAAUAACUUUAUAAUAUACUUGCAAAUGUGUUUCCCUGAGUUUUUGUGAGCCACUCAAGCAAAUUAGUCAAACCUGAGGAAGGGGUUUUAUGAACCCCAAUUUAUAGCCAGAUGAUCAGAAGCACAGUGAAACAAUGCAGGGGGUACUGCACCCUCAACCCAUGAGAUUUGACACUCUCACAUAGUGUCAGACUUGAGUUAACUUAGAGGAUACGCAGCUGGUGUCUGUUAUUGCAGAAUUGCUGUUGAGGAGGAAUUCCCACACUUUUUGAGAGAAGACUUCUGUGUUGAUUGUGGUGUAAGAAUGGAGCAAGGUGGGCACGGUGGCGCACGCCUGUAAUCCCAGCAGCUUGGACGUCUGAGGCAGGAGGAUUGCAAGUUCAAAGCCAGCCUCAGCAAUUUAGCAAGGCCCUAAGCAACUCAGUGAGACUCUGUCUCUAAAUAAAAAUACAAAAAAGGGCUGGGGAUGUGGCUCAGUGGUGGAGUGCCCCUGAGUUAAUCUGAGGUACCAAAAAACAACAACAACAACAAAAAAAGGAACAAACAUGGUUUGACUUUCCAGUAAGUAGGUAUUUCACAGAUAGGGAAACCAGGAUACUCAGCAGUUGAGUAAUCUGCCCAAGAUCACAGAUAUUGACAAAACUGGAAUUUGAACCCUGGCAUGCUCCAGAGAGUUCAAGCUGCUAACCACUGGGGGAGAAGAAACAGCUUGGUUUUCAUUAGUCCAGCUUCUAAGGAGAGAAAUCAACACAAUAGGCGAUUUUGAAGACACUUGCUUACCCAGUGCAGCUCACCUUAACAUUCCUCGCUUUGGUUUUCAGUGCUGGCACUGCCAAAGGAGAUGCCUGCAACGGAAGAGACUUUGACCUUCAGUUUCCUCCUCUUAGGUCAGAGUUGAGGUCAAUCCAGAAACUCAGUUGGUGAUGUCACAGCUGGUAAUUGUGCUUCUCCCUCCAAGUUCAUGGCUUUACCACCAGCAACACCAGCUCCUGGAGAGGAAGUGGAGGGCAGGGGGAUUUCCAUCAAGCUGUCACAGUCCAGGGGAAGAGUUUUGUACUUUUGGCUGAAGGGGGGCCCAGACGGAACUCAAAGGCUCCUAGGCGAAAAGACCAGAGCCCUAACUCCAUAAACUACUAGAAUAAAUGUGGAACAAUGGGUGCAAAACAAGACUUUCAUUCCUAGCUUGUGCUCAGCAAGUUGGAAAACUUUUUCCAAAUGCAGAGUUGAAGCUAAAAAGAGCGGCUGCCUCUCCAGGGUAACCUAAAAAUGCAAAGUGGUCAGGAAUGGCUAGCAAACAGUGUCAUAGUCUAAAAUGCUUGCAACCAAGGAGCCAUAGCUUAUCAAGAAUCAGUCCUCCUUGGGAUUUUUCUCUACAGGAUGGGUUUUUGGUUUUAACUCAUCCCGACCUCCACUCCCAAACAGCCCUGAAGCCAUGGUAGUUGAGGCAGCAGGACUCCCUGUGUGACAGACAGCAAAGCUCCUCAGAUGUUGAGAGCCAGAAUAGCUCCGUCUGUUCCACUUGCUAGUCUCCAGGGAACUCCUUUACAGGCAAGGUGAGCUUUGGCUUCCAUUUAGUGACAUGAAUACUCAUUUCUUAUACAUGAAAACCAGGGGGUGGCCUCUCAAAACCAUAACUAGGCUGAUUGAUUAAGUCCCUUUAGACAAAGUAAAAUGAAUAUUUAGUUGAGGAGCAAUGAAUUGCUUAUGCCUGAAAGCCGACUUCAGAGAGAAGCAUAAACUGCUUAGGAAAGAAAUGGAAAGAUCUGAACCUUUGUUAUAUUAAAAUGACUCCAAGACCAGCAAGGUUACAGUCUGCACAGCUGAAGACCAACUGGGGAUCGGCUACAUAUGGGAGGGAGAGUGCUGGUUAGUAUUCUUGUCCUGCUGGUCUCCUCUUUUAAAUUAUAUAUUUAUUGUUGUUGUGCCUCCUAAUUAUAUAGCAUGGGCACAUGCAUUUGACUCAGCUAUAUAGAGCUCUUAAACUUUUAAUGUCUUCCAACUAGGAAUUUUAAGAGCCCUAAUCCAUCUAUUCUUGUCCAUUACUCAGAAUGCUGGACAAAUAUGGUUUUGCUCAGCCCAAGAUGGAUGAUAAAAGUACUGUAGUGUUUAUAAAACAUGAUUCCAGCUUCAUAGAGCUGCAGAAUUUAUAUAUUGUUGCUCAUUUGUUUUUGAUGUCUCAGAUCCCAGGGCAAUGUCAUUAAACGAUGAUAUCUUCAUGACUUCCUUAUGGGAAGCAGAGAAACCACUUUAAUAGAGUAGUAUUUAUAAACAGAGGGCUCCAAGAAAGUAGAAACUUCUCCUUACACUCUCUCUCUGCGUUCUUCUAUUUCUCAAGAAACUCCCUGUAUGUGAGUUUGGUACAGAGCAUUAGCUCUGGGUUUCUUCCUGGCGAUUUUUCUUACUAAAUUUUAAUGAUUGUCUGAUCUUUGAGAAAAUCCUCUUCAGUUUCAAUUAAAUGAAGGGAUAUUGAUAAGAAUGAUCUUGCUCCAGAUCAGUCAGUACCCAGGGUGCACAUAAGGGUUGCUCUAUCAUAGUGGUAAAGAGCACUGAUUUUGAAAUCACCAUGAGGUUUGAAGUUACCUCUGCCAUUUAUAUGAGUGACCUGGGGGAAACUUGUUGACUAUCCAAGCCUCAGUGGUGUCAUCUAUAAAAUGGGUGAUAGUAACAUCUAGCUCAUAAGAUUGAUACGAAGAUUGAGAUCAUACAUUUUAAGACCUUAGCACAUAGUAAAUGCUCAAUAAAUAGUAACAAUUCAUUCAACAAGUAUUUCCUCAGCACUGACCCUGUAUUUUGUAUUUGAAUUCCUUUGACACCUUGGAAGAACCUUUUAACACCAGUGUUAAAAGUGCUGUGAAGGGCUGGGCAUGUGGCUCAGUGGUGAAGCACUUGCACAGAUGUACAAGGCCCUGGGUUCAAUCCCCAGCACUAUGAAAGAGAGAAAGAGAGAGAGAGAGAGAGAGAGAGAGAGAGAGAGAGAGAGAGAGAGAGAGAAAAAGAAAGAAAGAAAGAAAGAAAGAAAGAAAGAAAGAAAGAAAGAAAGAAAGAAAAAAUGUGCUGUGAAUUACGUGGUGGGCAAGGGGAGUCUUCCUUUCAUAAAGUUUAUAAUCCAGUAGAGAAAAUAAGAAAAAGCAAAUAAGAAUUUACUCUUGGUUGUGGUUAGGGUUUUUUUUUUUUUUGUUGUUUGUUUGUUUUUAAAGGACAGAGUAAUAGGAUAAUUUAAGACUGGGGCUAAUUUAAGACGGACAAGGAAGACCUCUCUGAAGUUUCAUUAGCAAUAGCCAAUAAUAUCAAUACAACUAUCUAAGGACCUUCUGGCCACAAAUAAUGACCAGGACUUCUCUGAAUUAUUCACUUAUCAGCGAGGCAAGCCUCAACAUCUGAUUUUCAGCCAAGAAAUAAAGGGGAUGCCUCUAAAGCCAGGAUGAAAACGCUUCUGGUUGUAGGAUUCAUUUAUCAAGGAGACUGCAGGAUGGAUUUCCACUGAGAUAAUCAACGGAAGGAGCAGGGGGGUUAAUUGAACUGUGAGCUGCUGUUUAAUCAGUUUCCACCCUGGAUAGUGUGAGAGGAGGGCAGCUCCCCUUCCUUCUGACCAUUUUAUUGAAGACGAGGGAGUCGGUAAAACUGAAUCAAGGCAAGCUUUGGACAUGAUAACUUUUUUUUUUUUUUCCUUGCUUGAGAAAUGCAACCCCAGGUUUAAGUAGGCAGAGGAACAAGCUGGAGUCAGUCGGCUUCCUCCAGAAGACUUCACCUGACUUCCCACCCACAGCUGGAGGAGCCCCUCCGCCUCGAAAUUCCCACAGCACCAGGGAAUCUUCUUGAAUCAUUUCCUGUUUCUUUCUGUCUGUCUCUCAUCAAACUGUGACCUCACAGGCUUUGUCAUCUCCCCUAGGUCUCCCACAGUGUCUAACCCAUAAUAGAUGCUCUGUAAAUGCUUGUCUGGCAGAUGACAGUUUUAAUUUUUAAUUCCAGAAUUUGUAUUUGAAUUCCUUUGACACCUUGGAAGAACCUUCCCCCUUUAACAAAGCAGAGAAUCUCGAUUGGUUCUUGGUGAGUAGAGGCAGCAAUUUGGGGGGUCACCACAUCUUAGGGACUUCAUUCAGCCAGUUGAUACCCUCAUUGCUAGCAGGCUCCCCAAGGCUGUCUAUGAUGAGUAAAAUGUCAGCUUGGGGGAUUUUAGUUAAGAGGUUGCCUUUCGUGUGCUGAACCCAAUGUGGAAGGGUUUCACAGCAAAGAUCCAACAGGCUGCUUAGGUAAGUCAACAGGAGGACUGAGGGGAAAGUUUCAUUAAGAAAAGCUAUACUGAGCUCGAUAGGCUGAGCCAGGAGGAUUGCAAGUUCAAAGCCGGCCUUAGCAACUUAGUAAGACCCUGUCUCAAAAUUUUAAAAGGCUGAGAAUAUGGCUCAGUGGUUAAGUGCCCCUAGGUUUAAUCCUAAAAAAAAAAAAAAAAAAAAACAACUAUGCUAAUCUUCCCCUUGCCAGCACAGUGGCCUGAGAGGACAAUGUCUGUUGAUGACUUGGUCCGAAGAGAUUGCACCUGUGGCCCACCCAUCUGCCUCCUGUCCAAGGAAUGACCCAAGAUAAUCAAUUCCUGCUUUGCAUAAACAACACCUGAGGUUCAGAAAGAAGCAGAGACACUUUGCCACUGGUCCUCAGUUUUGUCCUCUCACCUUCCCAUCAGGAUAUAGACUUUGCCAGUAGGGUGGUGGGUAGAUAAUUUGACCCGUUUCUGUGAUUCUUCAGCUGCUGUAAUAGGCCUGACUUUUCUGCGGUACUGUGUACUUUUUCUCAUCUGUGACCUUGCUGGAUCCCCAUAAAAAUCCUGUGAGUGGGAUGUGCUUUCACAGAGGGGUCUCCAGGGGCCUGGAAUUCACGGCUCCUUAAUGACAGAGCAAGGAUUAAGCCCUCACUUGUUCAGUCUCCAAGCCUGGGCUUUUCCUGUAGAGAAUCACAGAAUAAAGGUAGCAAGAAACAGGUCAGCAUUGACCCUCUUCAGAUGGCAGUUAGGGUAAGACUCAUAGCAGCAGCAUUACUUCUUACAGAUCCCAUUUGUUAAUGGCCUACCACUUCCAGGCACUUCCAAUUUGUUAGACCAGCAGAGACUCUCCUGGCCCAGGGAGUGUGCCCUAGAGGUGCCAUUGAUUUGAAGGAGCCGUUAUUAUGGCUCUUAAUGGGGCGGGGAGCUCUGCUACCCAGGGAGGGCUAUACAAGGGGCAGCUUCUAGGUGAUCAAUAAGCUCAGCUGGAUGGAAAAGCUGCAGAGUUGCUACAUGACACUCCUCCAUAGGUGAGGGGAGCUGGCUCAAGGAAGGUGGACAGGCCAAGGAGGGAGAGCUCAAGUGACCCUGCAUUUAGGCCACUGAUCUUGAGAGCUUAGCAAUCUUCCCUAGGAGUUGGGAGAAGAGCCUUUUUGAAGGUGGAAUUGAUUUCCUUAGACUCCACUAUGGUGUCCGGCUGCUAAGUCUUGGUGUUAGUUGCACAGGGACAGAAGGAGCCUGCAUAACAGUGGUGCCCUGGCUUUGGAGACCAAGUUGGGUCCCAAAUUGCUCUGUCCAUUACUGACCUGUGCCCUCACUCCAAGUCUCCUUCCUUUGCCGAGAAAUGAGGGGUUGGUUCUGGCUGCCCGGGACGGUUGCCCCUGAUGCACUCAGUGCUCUGGGGAUAUUAGAGAAGCUUCUGAGUUGGUGAGAAGAGUGCGGCAUGGUUGGGACUGCCUGGGUGUGAUGCCUCCAAACUCCACUUGGGACCUGUGUGAUGCUGGGCAGGUUGUUUAACUUGGAUGCCUUACCUUCUUUCUCUAAAGCCAUGUUCUCAACCUCAGCACUGCUGACAUUCUGAAUCUUUUUCUUUUUUUGGCCUGGAGCUGUCCUGUGCACUAUAGGAUGCCUCAUAACACCCUUUUCUCACCACCAGUUGUGACAACCAAAAAAUGUCUCCAGAAAUUUCCAGAUAUCCCUUGCGGAUCAGGUGUCACCUCAACAGAGAAAUACUGCUAAGACUGAAUAUAGUUCCCAACUCAUAGGAUGGUUGUGAGGAUUUAAUAAGCAUCUCUCUGUGAGGAACCUUGCAUUGUUUCUGGCAUACAGAAUAUUAGUUGUCUUUUUUUUUUUCAAGCAUGUUGAAUGCACUAAUUUUGUUUGCUUUUGCUAAAGUGGGAGCCUCUCAUACAGGGGAAAACCAUGGCCCAAAUCUCAAGAGUGACAAAUAUUUGUCACAAGGCUCUUCUUGGUGACUAAGAGUUUGUGUGUGGCGCUAGGAACAUGUGGUGGAAUCUGGAAAAGACCCCCUGACACUUUGCUCAGUUAUGGCUUGAUUGUCCCCAGGACAAAGCUGUCUGGGUGCGGGGGUGGUGCGGAUUGAGAUCAGACUGCUACCCCUGAACUCAGGCCCACCCCUGCCAGCAGCAGUGUGGAUUCAAAGCUCCAGGCCCCCAGGGAGCAGUUCUGUGGAUAUUGGACCGGGCUUGUUACAGCCGCCAAGUCAAGAGCCACAGGGAUGGCAGGUGUUUUGUGUUUUGCUGGUGUGUCAUGUAAACAUACUUUGUGGUCAACUUGCUUGUUUUUAAAAAGACCUAAAUGGUUUUUGCAGCUUUGGCUGUUUGGAUCUGCAUGUUGGACUAGGAGGAAAUGAUUAAGAAACACAACCCAAGUAAACCUGAGAGGUGCCACACCAGCCUCAUUAACCUACCACUCACCAAACACCAGCUCUGUAUAAGGCAGAGAGGAGAUUGGCGGAUAAGAGUCCUCAUCGGGGGAGGAGUUUAGUGGGGGAUGCGAGCACAUCAUGGAUAGUUGUGAAGAAAUUUGUAAUCAGUGCUUCAAAUGAUGAUGGAGCAAUGCUGAUAGCCUUCAUUUACUGCAUCUGGUACCCAUUAUGAGUGUGUUACUUGAGCCAAUUCAUUCAAUCCCUCAUCCUCUCUGAAAGGUAGAUACGCUGUCCAGCACAUAAAUGGGGACCUUGAAGCUUUUGAUGAUUAGAGAGUGAUCCCAAUCCCAGUCACCCAAGUGGGUGGAAGAGAUUCAAGGCGUCUUGUGGAAGGUACAGUGAGUGUAUAAGACUGGAUGUCAGGCAGAGCUGUGACUGAGAACUGGGGAGGUUGUGCAGAGCACAGAGGUCCCUAGACAGAGGGAACAGUGUGAGCAAAGACCUGGAAGCCAAGAUGUGUGUGUUGAAGAAUAGCAAGUAACCCUGUUUGGCUGGGAGCUUCAGAUAUAUAACGAGGAGAAGGAGGAGCAGGGGAGAUAACACAGGAAAAGGGAAAACUUUCCCACAUCUUUUAUCCAGAUGUUAAGAAGCCUGCCAGAGUGCAGGACAAGAGUUUUCCAAAACUGAUUUUAUAAAUCAGAAAUCGAGUGUGUCUGUUUCCCAGCUCAUCUUGACCACAGCCCCUGAGUCCCAUUACUCCUCUUGCUGAUUGAAAGCUGGACCUCAAAAAUGAGCCCAUUUGCUGUCCCAGCAGUAAGAGUAACAGAAGAGGACCUGACCCAAGCCAAUGUAGGUCGAAGGGCAUGAGGAACCUUCAGUCGGCCUUACUUAUCCUGUUGAGUUUGGCUUCUGAGUUGGUUGUUUCUUCCAUGGCCCUGAGCAGAGCAUUUCAGGCCAGAGCGAUCCCAGUACAGAUCAAAGUUAGGACUGGCAAACUCAUUAAAUGAGACCAUUGAAUUUGAUCUUGCCAAAGCAGGCUUCUCCACUGUGGAAGCAGGGAGCAACAUAAAACAAGAUGAGAUAAAAGCAUCCCAGAACAUUUUUUUUUUUUUUUUUUUUGGUUUUAAGUCUAACUUGAUAUGUUUAAUUUCCAGUUUGGGCCUUAUCCAAUGACAGCUCGAUUCUCAGAUGUCUAGUGCUUUUCUGGUGCUUGCUUCAGGUGCUUCUAGAGCAUCGAGAAAGAUUUCAAUCAUGUGACAUGCUUGAUAUUGCAGACCACCCUACAGCUCAUUUUCAUCUGGAUUGAACACCCUAGGGUCCAGCCAAAUUCUGCUGACAGCAAAAUGUGAAAGAUCAUCAGGGGCUUAGCUAAUAACUUGGGUGUUUGUCCUUUUCCUGACCCCAGUGUUAUGAAGGAAUUUUCUUGUCACUUCAGAAGAUAAACUCCAUGAACAUUAUUGCAAAAGUACGUACAGGGUCAUUUAUAGUUAGUGAUUUGAGGUCCACUAUUUUGAAAGUGAGCUAGGAAGUGUCCCAUGAGGAGAGAAAAUUAAAUAGGAAAAGAGCUUGGAAAUACUGAAGCGAUAAGGUUAGGUUUGGGGAGAGAUUGAAUUUGGCCCUCAAAGUGUAAAACAGGCCUUCUAGUCAGAAAAACCAUCCCUACAAUUGAGGACACGCUCUCACUGAAAACUUUUUUUUUUUUCUCAUGGUGCUGGGGAUCCACCCAGGGCCUCUCACAUGCUCGGCGAGUGCUCUACCACUGAGCUAUGCUUGCAACCCCUUUGACUGAAAACUUUAAAACUUUUUUUCCCCUUCUUCUUUAGAGUAGGAAAAUGAGUACUUGCUGUGAGGAGAGCUAUUAGUAAACCCAGCAAAGGCUCACAUUCCAGGCAAGUAUGUGUGCAGAAAUGUCUAGGACAAUUCAGUGCAGACAACUGUGGAUUUGGAUCCAGAAAAUUCUGGGCUGAAGUUUGCCCCCUCUGUGACCAGAGUGAAUCAUUGUAUUUUCUUGGAGCUCUCCGUCUGUGGUGUGAAGAGGUUGGCCUAGAUUCUCCAGGGGCCUUUCGGUCUCUGAUAAUGUUUCUGGACCCCACAAGGACACUGUGAAAUCAUUUCUCUAAGGUCAAGCCCUGUAAUUAGUAUCCUCAGGAAAGAAACAGCCCAGGAUGGAACUGGAUGUGCUCUCUGAAGGCCCAGCUGAGUCGCAGGACUGAGGGCCAUAGUUUUUCUAUUAGCAUGAACUGUGAUUACUGUACUUAGAAUUUUGCUUUCCCCUGCCCUGAAGAUGAGUUCUGUGUGCUUUUGGCUGACCUAAAGCACUUGACAGCUGUGUCCAGGCCCUGGCAGGCCCGCACUGUGGCGAGAUCCAGCUCCGAGGUGACUUCAUACAGCCAGUGUUUGAAGCCUGUCUACCCAGACUUGGGUAUUUAUAGCUGGGGAGCAGCUAGAAAGAGAAAAAAAUUAAAUAUGCUACACCCUUCUUUAUCCUAUGUGGGACAGAGACAGGCAUUGUAAGGAAUUUAGAAGGCGGUCCUGUAUAAUCCAGCAAGAUAUUUUUAAAUGCUGUUUGUUGCAGUUGGCAGGGCCGGUUUUUCAAAGAGGAGGGAAAAUUAGAGUAACUGAGGAUAACAGGCUGCCAGGAAUUCUGAAGGCCGAGACGUGGUGCUUGGUGCUCUGAGGUGUACGGGACUCUAACUUCCUUCCUAGACCCCAGGCUUGAGCAGGACUUGGGAAGGUGGGAUGGAAGCAAGGUAAACGGGGUGGAUUGUGUGGCCCCCUUCCCCACCAGCCCAACCAUCUUCCAGAUCCUAAGCUGAAAGUCAGCUGAGGGCUAGUGCCUGGUGUCCAGGAACAAGUUGCUUCUUGAAAACUAGGGACCCAGUGGUUUUUUCUUCAACUCAUUUCUGUAGCUGGCUAAAUCAGCUUGUACUUGGAGACUCAACUUGGAAGCAAGUUGCUUGCAGCUGUUCUUCUGGCCUUAAUCCUCCCAGGGCACGUCACACAGGCCAGAACUGUGCUGGGACCUAGCUGAAUAGCAGGUGACGGGGCCUCAGGGGUAGAGCUGCGUGAAAAGACAUCAGGAUGACCCCUCGCCUGUCCAGUGGAUGCUCAGAAAGUGUCCUAGGCAGUGUUUUCUACCCUCUUGGUUCCCCGCUCACACACACUGGGGUUUGAAUGCAUGGGGUGCUCUACCACUGAGCCACAUCUGGAGCCCUUUUUAUUUAUUUACUUAUUUAUUUUUGUUUUGAGACAGGAUCUCACUAAGUUUCCCAAGCUGGCCUCCAACUUGUGAUCCUCCUGCCUCAGCUUCCUGGGUUGCUGGGAUUACAGGCAUGCACCACUGUGCCCAGCUCACUGGUCUUUAAGGAGAAGACAGUGUUUAGGGUGGUGGGCCUCUGGAUUAGGAGCAGGGGAGAGACUCAGAGUGUGGUUUGUUCAUUAACAAAUUUCGACUGAGGAUUUACUGUGUACCGGGACUGUUCCAAAUAUUGGCAAUAAAACAUAAAUAAAAGAUCAGAAGAAGAGAGAGUGCUGGCCCUGCAGAUAAUGAGGAAGAGCAGGCCACAUGGAGGCCAGCGUGGCAGGAGAAGAUAACUCCAAGUGGAGGGAAUAGCAGGUGUCCUCUCCCUCCCCGCGUACUUCAGUCCCUACAAUGGAGGGUCCCUGGGCCACGAUGAGCGAGCCGAUGCCUAUGCCCAGCUGGAGCUCCGGACCCUGGAGCAGUCUCUCCUGGCCACCUGCGUGGGCAGCAUCUCGGAGCUGAGUGACCUGGUCUCUCGAGCCAUGCACCACAUGCAGGGGCGCCACCCCUUGUGUCCAGGCACCAGCCCCGCCCGCCAGGCCCGCCAGCCGCCACAGCCCAUCACCUGGUCCCCGGAUGCCCUCCACACACUCUACUACUUCCUGCGGUGUCCACAGAUGGAGUCCAUGGAGAAUCCCAACCUGGAUCCCCCAAGAAUGACCCUGAACAAUGAACGGCCCUUCAUGCUGCUGCCACCGCUGAUGGAGUGGAUGCGCGUGGCCAUUACCUAUGCAGAGCACCGCCGCAGCCUCACGGUGGACAGCGGCGACAUCCGGCAGGCAGCCCGGCUCCUGCUGCCCGGCCUGGACUGCGAGCCCCGACAGCUCAAACCCGAGUGCUGUUUCAGUUCCUUCCGGAGGCUGGAUGCCCGAGCUGCUACUGAAAAAUUCAACCAGGACCUGGGUUUCCGCAUGCUCAACUGCGGGAGGACGGACCUCAUCAACCAGGCCAUCGAGGCCCUGGGGCCGGACGGGGUGAACACCAUGGAUGACCAGGGUAUGACACCGCUGAUGUACGCGUGUGCUGCGGGGGACGAGGCCAUGGUACAGAUGCUCAUUGAUGCUGGGGCAAAUCUGGAUGUCCAGGUUCCAAGCAACUCUCCCAGGCACCCCUCCAUCCACCCUGAUAGCAGGCACUGGACCUCCCUGACAUUUGCCGUGCUGCAUGGACACAUCUCUGUAGUCCAGCUGCUGCUGGAUGCUGGUGCCCAUGUGGAGGGCUCAGCAGUGAACAGUGGUGAGGACAGCUAUGCGGAGACACCCCUGCAGCUGGCCUCUGCGGCUGGGAACUACGAACUGGUCAGCUUGCUGCUGGGCCGAGGCGCCGACCCCCUCCUCAGCAUGCUCGAGGCCAAUGGCAUGGCGUCCUCCCUCCACGAGGACAUGAACUGCUUCAGCCACUCAGCCGCCCACGGCCACAGGAAUGUCCUGAGGAAGCUCCUGACUCAGCCACAACAGGCCAAAGCAGAUGUGCUGUCCCUGGAGGAGAUCCUGGCUGAAGGCGUGGAGGAAAGUGACACCUCGAGCCAGGGCAGCGGCAGCGAGGGGCCCAUGCGGCUGAGCCGAACACGCACGAAGGCCCUGCAGGAGGCCAUGUACUACAGCGCUGAGCACGGCUACGUGGACAUCACCAUGGAGCUGAGGGCACUGGGUGUCCCCUGGAAGCUGCACAUCUGGAUCGAGUCUCUGCGGACCUCCUUCUCCCAGUCGAGGUACUCGGUGGUGCAGAGCCUGCUGCGGGACUUCAGCUCCAUCAAGGAGGAGGAAUACAAUGAGGAGCUGGUGACCGAGGGUUUGCAGCUCAUGUUUGACAUCCUCAAGACCAGCAAGAAUGACUCAGUCAUCCAGCAGCUGGCCACCAUCUUCACACACUGCUACGGCAGCAGCCCCAUCCCCAGCAUCCCAGAGAUCCGGAAGACCCUGCCAGCCAGGCUAGACCCUCACUUUCUGAACAACAAGGAGAUGUCAGAUGUGACCUUCCUGGUAGAAGGAAAGCUGUUUUAUGCACACAAAGUCCUGCUGGUGACAGCUUCCAACAGGUUCAAGACACUAAUGACCAAUAGAUCAGAACAAGAUGGGGACAGCAGCAAGACCAUCGAGAUCAGCGACAUGAAGUACCACAUUUUUCAGAUGAUGAUGCAGUACCUGUACUACGGAGGGACAGAGUCCAUGGAAAUCCCCACUGCUGACAUCUUGGAGCUGCUGUCUGCUGCCAGCCUGUUCCAGCUGGACGCACUGCAGAGGCACUGUGAGAUCCUGUGCUCACAGACCCUCAGUGUGGAGAGCGCUGUGAACACCUACAAAUAUGCCAAGAUCCACAAUGCCCCAGAACUGGCCCUGUUCUGCGAGGGCUUCUUCCUCAAGCACAUGAAAGCCCUGCUGGAGCAGGACGCCUUCCGGCAGCUCAUCUACGGCCGCAGCAGCAAAGUGCAGGGCCUGGACCCGCUGCAGGACCUGCAGAGCACCCUGGCCGAGCGUGUGCACUCUGUCUACGUCACUUCCCGAGUGUGAGGCAGAAGCGGGAACAGCUGGCCCACACCAUGGGGGUACAAAAAGGUGCCAGGAACAGAACCACCAGGGCCCUGAAGAGGAGACAUAGGCGCUCAUGGGGCUGUUCCCUUCCUUCCCCCAGACACCCACCCUGGUGUUGAUAGAUCCGGGUAGGCAGAUGGCCCUGAGCCAACCCAUCAUGCUAGGCAGCCUCAACCCUGAGCUAAUGGAUUCAACAGCCAGUGACUGGCAAAGGGGCGUAUGGCACUUCUCUGUACAUUUUUACCUUAAGGACUUCCCAGCACCCCCACCGCAUGCCCUUUCCCCUCAGAUGGUCGGACCUGCUCCUGAACUUACCCCUGCUCCAAGCUGUACCUGCCCCUGGGCCUCACUGAGCUCUGACCAUCGAAGCUGGGGCUCUUGGGACGGUGGGCAUACUAAUGAAUGUAUAGAAUGUAACCUCUGAGCCCAGACCAUUCAGUGCAAAAGCUGGUAUUUUCCUAAGUGUCCAGAGGAAAGGCCGCCCAAAUUCCCGCACCUGUCCUUCAGGCUGUGCCUUUGAAAGGCUUGACAGGGGCCUGCUUUGAGUCUUCCAUUUUCUCUGGAGCCUGGGCCGACAGAGACCCUCUUUUUAGGACUGCUAACUUACAAUUCCAGCUGAUGGCUUCUGAGGCCAGGGUGCUGGCAGAGCUCAGUGGCCUUAGCUAUGGCUGCUGUUGUUAGGGUCCAAAGUAAAGGGGGGAUUCUGGAACCUCAGGCCUAGACCUAGGCUACCUGUUGGCUCAGGCGGCAGCACCUACUCGUCCUCCCUGGCUGAGUCUCUCAAAUGAAAGGUUUCUUUAACUCAGGACUAGAGAGAGGGCCCACUUCUCAUUGUGGCUCUUGGGCAAAAAGGACAGGGCAGUGGUGGAAGGGCUGGGAGAAGAGGCCCUUCAGCAGAGUACCCCCACAACUUCCCAGUCUUUGGGCUCUCCUGGGGUAGAGAGAGACCAAAAACUGGCCUGUUUAUUAUGGACCAGACAUUGGGGCAACGUCAAAGACAGCUUGCUCUAGGUGGAGCCUGGCUGCACCUUAGAAACUAUUUAUUCAUCAAAAGCCCCAGGCAUUUUCAGGAGAUGUCACUUGCUCAGCCUGAAAAGCCCCUGGGGCUUGCAAUCCUAGAAAAUAUUUUCAACUAGCUGCUUGAGCUGGAUGUACAAAGGAAUAGGUGUUAUUUUAUUGCUGUAAUAUUGUAUGAUACAGUAACUGUAUAUUAAUGUCACUUAUUGUAAAUGUACCAUGGUUUUAUUAACAAUAAACUCAUUAACAGUAA
Messenger RNA from Marmota monax (woodchuck), 15260 nucleotides. It is a transcript of the gene Abtb2, whose product is annotated as ankyrin repeat and BTB domain containing 2. The transcript is spliced from 17 exons. Gene Ontology annotation, molecular function: protein heterodimerization activity. The record is from RefSeq and is a predicted model, not a curated record. Lineage: Eukaryota; Metazoa; Chordata; Mammalia; Rodentia; Sciuridae. The coding region runs from base 11942 to 13969 and encodes 675 amino acids.